Molecule: messenger RNA, 5011 nt
Organism: Suricata suricatta (meerkat)
Lineage: Eukaryota; Metazoa; Chordata; Mammalia; Carnivora; Herpestidae
Product: sodium/potassium-transporting ATPase subunit alpha-2
Exons: 23
Coding region: 113-3175 (1020 amino acids)
Biological process (GO): intracellular sodium ion homeostasis; potassium ion import across plasma membrane; sodium ion export across plasma membrane
Cellular component (GO): membrane
Molecular function (GO): ATP binding; ATP hydrolysis activity; P-type sodium:potassium-exchanging transporter activity
Source: RefSeq, a predicted model, not a curated record
UGGCUGCCUGCUCUGUCUGCCGGGGUCUCUGGCCAUCCCAGACCAGAGGUGUGAGCUUGGGAUCCGCUUGGCGACCUCUUCUGUCUAGUCCCCCCAGCCACUCUGCCCCAAGAUGGGCCGUGGGGCCGGCCGCGAGUACUCGCCCGCAGCCACCACCGCGGAGAAUGGGGGCGGCAAGAAGAAGCAGAAGGAGAAGGAGCUGGACGAGCUGAAGAAGGAGGUGGCCAUGGACGACCACAAGCUGUCCUUGGACGAGCUGGGCCGCAAGUACCAAGUGGACCUCUCCAAGGGCCUCACCAACCAGCGGGCCCAGGACAUUCUGGCUCGGGACGGGCCCAACGCCCUCACCCCGCCCCCGACGACCCCCGAGUGGGUCAAGUUCUGUCGCCAGCUCUUCGGGGGCUUCUCCAUCCUGCUGUGGAUCGGGGCCAUCCUCUGCUUCCUAGCCUACGGCAUCCAGGCAGCCAUGGAGGAUGAGCCGUCCAAUGACAACCUUUACCUGGGCGUGGUCCUGGCAGCCGUGGUCAUCGUCACCGGCUGCUUCUCCUACUACCAGGAGGCCAAGAGCUCCAAGAUCAUGGAUUCCUUCAAAAACAUGGUCCCUCAGCAAGCCCUGGUGGUGCGGGAAGGAGAGAAGAUACAGAUCAACGCAGAGGAGGUGGUGGUAGGAGACCUGGUGGAGGUGAAGGGUGGAGACCGCGUGCCGGCGGACCUCCGGAUCAUCUCUUCUCACGGCUGCAAGGUGGACAACUCCUCCCUGACGGGCGAGUCAGAGCCCCAGACCCGCUCCCCCGAGUUCACGCACGAGAACCCGCUGGAGACCCGCAAUAUCUGUUUCUUCUCCACCAACUGCGUGGAAGGCACGGCGAGGGGCAUCGUGAUCGCCACGGGCGACCGGACAGUGAUGGGCCGCAUCGCCACGCUGGCCUCAGGCCUGGAGGUGGGGCGGACGCCCAUCGCCAUGGAGAUCGAACACUUCAUCCAGCUCAUCACCGGGGUGGCCGUGUUCCUGGGGGUCUCCUUCUUCGUGCUGUCGCUCAUCCUGGGCUACAGCUGGCUGGAGGCCGUCAUCUUCCUCAUCGGCAUCAUCGUGGCCAACGUGCCCGAGGGGCUGCUGGCCACGGUCACUGUGUGCCUGACCCUGACCGCCAAGCGCAUGGCGCGCAAGAACUGCCUGGUGAAGAAUCUGGAGGCGGUGGAGACGCUGGGCUCCACCUCCACCAUCUGCUCGGACAAGACAGGCACGCUCACCCAGAACCGCAUGACCGUCGCCCACAUGUGGUUCGACAACCAGAUCCAUGAGGCGGACACCACUGAAGACCAGUCCGGGGCCACCUUUGACAAGCGAUCCCCCACGUGGACGGCCCUGUCCCGGAUUGCUGGUCUCUGCAACCGUGCUGUCUUCAAGGCCGGGCAGGAGAACAUCUCUGUGUCCAAGCGGGACACUGCUGGCGAUGCCUCUGAGUCAGCUCUGCUCAAGUGCAUCGAGCUGUCCUGUGGCUCCGUGAGGAAGAUGAGAGAUAGGAACCCCAAGGUGGCCGAGAUUCCCUUCAACUCCACCAACAAGUACCAGCUUUCCAUCCACGAGAGAGAAGACAGCCCCCAGAGCCACGUGCUGGUGAUGAAGGGGGCCCCGGAGCGCAUCCUGGACCGGUGCUCCACCAUCCUGGUGCAGGGCAAGGAGAUCCCCCUAGACAAGGAGAUGCAGGACGCCUUCCAGAACGCCUACAUGGAGCUGGGCGGGCUGGGGGAGCGCGUGCUGGGGUUUUGUCAACUGAAUCUGCCUUCCGGGAAGUUCCCUCGAGGCUUCAAAUUUGACACAGACGAGCUGAACUUUCCCACGGAGAAGCUCUGUUUCGUGGGGCUCAUGUCCAUGAUCGAUCCUCCCCGGGCUGCUGUGCCAGACGCCGUGGGCAAGUGCCGCAGUGCAGGCAUCAAGGUGAUCAUGGUGACCGGGGACCACCCGAUCACAGCCAAGGCCAUCGCCAAAGGCGUGGGCAUCAUCUCGGAGGGCAAUGAGACCGUGGAGGACAUCGCGGCCCGGCUCAACAUUCCUGUCAGCCAGGUCAACCCCAGAGAAGCCAAGGCGUGUGUGGUGCACGGCUCGGACCUGAAGGACAUGACGUCGGAGCAGCUGGACGAGAUCCUCCGGAACCACACGGAGAUCGUGUUCGCGCGGACGUCCCCGCAGCAGAAACUCAUCAUCGUGGAGGGCUGUCAGCGGCAGGGGGCCAUCGUGGCGGUGACCGGGGACGGCGUGAACGACUCCCCCGCGCUGAAGAAGGCCGACAUCGGCAUCGCCAUGGGCAUCUCGGGCUCCGACGUGUCGAAGCAGGCCGCCGACAUGAUCCUGCUGGACGACAACUUCGCGUCCAUCGUCACGGGCGUGGAGGAGGGCCGCCUCAUCUUUGACAACCUGAAAAAAUCCAUCGCCUACACCCUGACCAGCAACAUCCCCGAGAUCACCCCCUUCCUGCUCUUCAUCAUCGCCAACAUCCCCCUGCCCCUGGGCACCGUGACCAUCCUCUGCAUCGACCUGGGCACAGACAUGGUCCCGGCCAUCUCCUUGGCCUAUGAGGCAGCCGAGAGUGACAUCAUGAAGCGGCAGCCCAGGAACCCUCAGACCGACAAGCUGGUGAAUGAGAGGCUCAUCAGCAUGGCCUACGGACAGAUCGGGAUGAUUCAGGCUCUGGGUGGCUUCUUCACCUACUUCGUCAUCCUGGCGGAGAACGGCUUCCUGCCAUCACGGCUGCUGGGAAUCCGCCUGGACUGGGAUGACCGGUCCAUGAACGACCUGGAGGACAGCUACGGGCAGGAGUGGACCUACGAGCAGCGGAAGGUGGUGGAGUUCACGUGCCACACGGCCUUCUUCGCCAGCAUCGUGGUGGUGCAGUGGGCCGACCUCAUCAUCUGCAAGACCCGCCGCAACUCGGUCUUCCAGCAGGGCAUGAAGAACAAGAUUCUGAUUUUUGGGCUCCUGGAGGAGACGGCGCUGGCGGCCUUUCUGUCCUACUGCCCAGGCAUGGGCGUGGCCCUCCGCAUGUACCCGCUCAAGGUCACUUGGUGGUUCUGCGCCUUCCCCUACAGCCUCCUCAUCUUCAUCUACGAUGAGGUCCGAAAGCUCAUCUUGCGGCGGUAUCCCGGCGGCUGGGUGGAGAAGGAGACGUACUACUGAACCGUCUGGAGAUGGACCAGGGUCGGGGGCGCCUGGAGGCGGUUGGGGACGGUAGUGCAGAGAAGACAGGGGGGCGCGGGGGGAGGGUCCGGGAGGGAGAAUGAGGCCACUCAGCAGGCUAAGUUGGGGGGAAUGGGUAAAUAAGCUUGGGGUGACUGCCUUGCAGACCUGACUACGAAUAUCGGGUUAGACACCACACGUUAGGGCCCUUCCCAGAUCCUGCUCCACGCGCUCCGCUUUGUUGCCCACUUUUUCCGAGGACUUAAUGGUUACCCCCCACCCUGUUCUGUCCCUGCACACCCACCUCCCACUAGAACAGAUCAACACCCAAAGGCAGGGACCUGUCUGAACCAGGGGGAGGGGGCCCUCUCAGAUCCCCAGUGUCUCUCUGGCCUUACCCACUGUCCGCGCCUCCCGUCCUUUGCUUCCUGCCCGACGCUGCCUCCUUGCCCCACCUUGGGAUCAGACACAGUUCCUCCUGGUGAGUGCAGGUGCGGGCCAGGUGUGGGGCUGGAAAGGGAAGCUGGUUGCAGAAGCUAUGCAUCCCCAGGCCGGGCUGGUGAGGAACCUCUAGGGGAGAGUUAGGCUGGGGGUUGGGAUGCAGUUGGACAGACACAGUAAAGGACGCGGGGGAGGAGAGUGCCAAGGACAGGACAGCUGUUGGGUGGCAUCUCCAGCCCUGUGCCCUGCCCUUUUAAACCUUCCUGCCGGCAAAGCAGAUUCAGAUGUCCCCAGAGUAGAGGCAAAGGCAGGCCAGAGCGGAUCCCACAGCCGUGCGCCACGCAGUCCCCACCGACCCCGGGCUUGCGUCGUCUGGGCCACGGCCCCGGUGCCCCGGCUGCUCCGCGCUUGGUCCCAUGCACCAGUGAUAGCCGCCCUCCACACAGCGCCCAGAGGGACAGCCGCUGGUUCCUUCCCUCCCCGCCCCAGCCUCCCCCUUCGGCUUUGUGCCCAUCCUGGUGAACCAGCUUCAUUUGGGAAUUCGCUGGCCGUGAGUGGGAACCCGGGUGGAGCAGUUCCCAGAACCUUCCUGUCUUCCAGGAACCUGCGGAGUCAGCUUAGGUGGUGAGCGCGGUCAGAAGCUCCAGACCGCCGGGGAGCAAACGUUAGAGCGCCGUUCUGGGCAAACAGACGCUUUUCCCGCUAGUGGUCCCUUCGCCCACUUUUCAAGACGGGGAGUUAGUUCAGGUUCCUCCGGGAGAUCCUUUCCUUCCCUUACCGCCCCCCCCUCCCCCGCCGACUCCCCACCUAACAGAUUUGCUCUGCAGGCAGUUCUACCCCUUCUCUAAGCCUGGCCUCGAAGGCACUGGGAGGUUCCCGCAGACACCCAGAGAGCCGAGUAAGAGACAGCCCAGGGGAACGGAAGACCCGAGGUGGUAGGAAGGAGGCCCAGAGACAGCCUCCCCAGGGUGCUCGCUUCGCCACCCUGGAAUUUCACUUGUUCAGAAGGACCUUGGCGGAAGCGAGUCACUGCUUCGGGCUCGGAAGACCAGGUGGGAAGCCAUAUUCAUUUGGGCCUGAUUAAGCCAAGACUUGUUGACCGUGCACAAACCUGGUCUUCGCACAAUCAACAGAAGCAGCGCCGGUCUAGCACAUUAAGACCGUAAACCGCAUUGCUCGGGUGGCCUGUGUCGUCUGCCUAGAACAAUACGUUAGAACCACUUUAGGAUUAUCUGCAUAGAAGCAGUGUGUGCGGUCGGGCUAACAAUCAUCAGUUCUCAUGUGUUUGUUAAACAUUUGCAAGAUCUUUACCCAGCGACCUUUUGUAAGACAUUAGUCUGAGGUACUACAUACGUACUUGAAAAUAAUAAAGUUGCAUUUCUUUAUGAGAAAGAA